GAUCAGCUAGUAUGCCAGGAACAAAACUUGAUGACCUACUUUACAGGAAUUUGUCUGUGCAAGAAGUAAAUGUGACCCAGGACCCUCUUCUUAAUCCUUCUGAUUAUGAUGAUGAGUUCCUCCGCUACCUCUGGAGGGAAUAUUUACAUCCCAAGGAAUAUGAAUGGGUUCUUAUUGCAGGAUAUAUCACAGUCUUUAUUAUAGCUCUUAUUGGGAACAUUCUUGUUUGUAUUGCAGUUUGGAAAAACCAUCACAUGAGAACAGUCACCAACUAUUUUAUAGUCAAUCUCUCCCUUGCUGACGUCCUUGUAACAAUUACAUGUCUUCCUGCAACACUGGUAGUGGAUAUAACAGAGACAUGGUUCUUUGGAAAAACACUGUGUAAAAUUAUUCCUUACUUACAGACUGUAUCCGUUUCUGUUUCUGUGCUAACGCUCAGUUGCAUCGCCUUGGAUAGAUGGUAUGCAAUUUGCCAUCCAUUGAUGUUCAAAAGUACCGCCAAAAGAGCAAGAAACAGCAUUGUAGUUAUUUGGAUUGUAUCCUGUGUUAUAAUGAUUCCGCAGGCGUUUGUUAUGGAGUGCAGUAGCGUGUUUCCUGAAUUAGCAAACAAAACUAUCUUAUUCACUGUCUGUGAUGAGCACUGGGAAGGAGAGAUUUACUCCAAAGUGUACCACAUUUGCUUCUUCUUUAUAACGUACAUGGUUCCACUGUGCCUGAUGAUACUAGCAUACCUACAAAUUUUUCGUAAACUGUGGUGUCGUCAGAUUCCAGGCACAUCAUCUGUAGUUCAAAGAAAAUGGAAGCCUUUGCAAUGUCCAAUCCAACCCAGAGGUCAAGCACAACAAGCAACUAAACCAAGGAUCAAUGCUGUAGCAGCUGAAAUUAAACAGAUCCGUACAAGAAGAAAAACAGCUCGCAUGCUUAUGGUUGUUCUGUUGGUUUUCGCAAUAUGCUACCUACCAAUUAGCAUCCUUAAUAUUCUUAAGAGAGUUUUUGGGAUGUUUUCCCAGACAAAUGACAGGGAAACAGUGUAUGCCUGGUUUACAUUUUCUCACUGGUUAGUUUAUGCAAACAGUGCAGCUAAUCCCAUAAUUUACAACUUUCUUAGUGGUAAAUUUAGAGAAGAAUUUAAAGCUGCAUUUUCAUGUUGUUGCCUUGGUGUUCACAAAAAUCAAGAAGAUCAUCUGAUACGAGGUAGAGCCAACACUGACAGCAGAAAAUCAUUAACUACACAGAUCAGCAACUUUGAUAAUAUUUCAAGACUUUCAGAACAUGUUGUCCUUACAAAUAUUACAACUUUGAAUGCAAAUGGCAGUGGACCUAUUCACAACUGGUAA
Molecule: messenger RNA, 1337 nt
Organism: Pelobates fuscus (common spadefoot toad)
Lineage: Eukaryota; Metazoa; Chordata; Amphibia; Anura; Pelobatidae
Gene: HCRTR2
Product: hypocretin receptor 2
Exons: 7
Coding region: 12-1337 (441 amino acids)
Biological process (GO): G protein-coupled receptor signaling pathway; circadian sleep/wake cycle process; feeding behavior
Cellular component (GO): membrane
Molecular function (GO): orexin receptor activity
Source: RefSeq, a predicted model, not a curated record